GAUGCGGAGGAGGCGGUGCCACGCGCCCUCCGCGCAUCCUCCCAGCUCCCCAGCGCGAGCGCACAGCGGUGUGCGGCGUUUGAACGGACGAAGGCAUGCUGCGGAGAGGGCAGCGCGACGGGGGAGUGGAUUUCUGACAAGCAUGAGGGAAAACUCCGUCUUUUUGGGGUGAAAACUUCUGGACGCCGCGUCUGUUUGUUGGAUGGUUUUCGUCGUAUCGGAGGGAUAUUUAUCUGUUUUCUGUCACUAACGGUCCACCUUUUUACCUGGCUCAGGUCUGCCUUUUGUAUAGCUAGACCCCCUAAAAUACACUAUAUACCUGUUGUUUUUGUCUUGGAAAAAAAAUUGGGGGAAAAAUGUGAACAUUUUUUUAAGUCGCCCCGCUCUCUGGCAUCUGAAACAGCUGGGCCGUGUCGUGAAGAUUUCCCGUCAUUCCCCCUCUUUCGUCUCACGAGACCGUCUUCUAGUGACCUUUCAGCAAAAUGCGCCACGAUUUAAUCGAAUUAACUACAUGAUUUUGAAUCCGAGGAAUCCCCUUUUCAGACAGGAAAGUCUUCUCGCACAUCUGCUGGAGUAAUAAUACAAAAAGAGAAGAUGGAAAACGAGGUUUUCGCCCCAUUGCUGGAGCAGUUCAUGCUCACACCUCUGGUCUGCUGGGUGAGGACGGUGGGGCAGCCGAAAGUGAGCGAUGGCACCAAAUUAUCAGAAUACAUUGAACUGGUGGAUGGGAUUUACCUGAACGAGAUUAUGCUCGAGAUAAACCCUAAAGCCGCCGUGCAGCGGACCAACAAGAAGGUCAACAAUGACCCCACACUGCGGAUUCAAAACCUUUCCAUCCUCAUCCGACAGAUUAAAUCCUAUUACCAGGAGAGCCUCCAGCAGCUGGUGAUGAUGCCUUUGCCAAACGUGCUGGUGCUGGGGCGAAACCCUCUCUCUGAACAAGGUCUGGAGGAGAUGGGAAAACUUCUGCUGCUGCUUCUUGGCUGUGCUGUACAGUGUGAGAAGAAGGAAGAGUACAUUGAGCGGAUCCAGACUCUGGAUUUUGAGACCAAAGCUGCCAUAGCAUCCCACAUCCAAGAGGUGACUCACAACCAGGAGAAUGUGAUGGACCUGCAGUGGUUGGAAAACGGGGAAGUUCCUGCUGAAGAUUUGGACAACCUCUCUAGAAACUUGGCUUUCCAGCUGAAACGGCUGGUGGAUGAAAGGGACACACAGCUGGAGACUAUUGUGGAGUUAACCCAGGAGAGGGACUGUGUGCAGCUUUCCCCGCUGGCCUCUUGUACAUCCCAGUCUCCCGGAGACUCGCCGAGCAUCCGAAGAACGGAAAGCCGACAGCACCUUUCUGUGGAGCUGGCCGACGCCAAGGCCAAAAUCAGACGCCUACGGCAGGAACUGGAGGAAAAGAGCGAGCAGCUUCUGGACACCAGGCAGGAGUUGGAGAACGUUGAAGUGGAACUCAAGAGACUCCAGCAGGAUAACUAUCAGCUGUUAUCAGAUGCGCGGUCGGCUCGGGCGUACCGAGAUGAGCUGGACGCACUCAGAGAAAAAGCCAUACGAGUCGACAAACUGGAGAGUGAUCUUUGCCGGUACAAGGACAGACUCCAUGACAUCGAGUUCUACAAGGCCCGAGUGGAGGAGUUAAAGGAGGAUAACCAAAUAUUGCUGGAGACCAAGACCAUGCUGGAAGAGCAGCUGGAUGGUUCCAGAACCCGGUCUGACAAACUUCAUCUCCUAGAGAAGGAGAACCUGCAGCUUAAAUCCAAGAUUCACGACAUGGAGAUGGAGCGUGAUCUGGACCGCAAGCGCAUGGAGGAGCUGCUCGAGGAGAACCUGGUGUUGGAGAUGGCCCAGAAACAGAGCAUGGACGAGUCGCUGCACCUGGGCUGGGAGCUGGAGCAGCUGUCAAAGACACCAGAGCUGACUGAGGCCCCACAGAAGUCUCUGGGAGAAGAGGUGAACGAUCUGACCUCCAGUCGCCUCCUGAAACUGGAGAAAGACAAUCAGGCUUUACUGAAGACGGUGGAGGAGCUGAGAGGAGCCGGAAGUGUGGAAGCCAUGUCGAAGCUGACCAAAGUCAACCAGGAAAACCAGAAACUGAACCAGAAACUGGAGCGACUGGAGAGUGAGCUGCUGGCCGAUAGAGAGUCUCUCCGCAGUGCAGAGUCACUCAGUACGGACUUGAUGAAGGAGAAAGCUUUACUAGAAAAGACUCUAGAAACUCUAAGAGAAAACUCAGAGAGACAGCUGAAGGGCCUGGAGCAGGAGAACAAGCACCUGAGCCAGACCAUGUCAUCCCUGCGUCAGCGCUCCCAGGUCGGAGCCGAGGCCCGGGUCAAGGACGUGGAGAAAGAAAAUCGAGUCCUUCACGAGUCGAUCUGCGAGACGACGGCCAAACUGAAUAAAAUCGAGUUUGAAAGGAAGCAGCUACGUAAGGAGCUUGAAAUGAUGAAAGAGAAAGGUGAAAGAGCAGAGGAGCUGGAGAUUCAGAUCCAGAAACUGGAGAGGGACAACGAGAGCCUUCUGAAAAAAGUCGCCAGUCUUGGAAUCACCUGUGAGAAGGUGUCAUCUCUGGAGACGGAGAACACCGAGCUGGAAGCUGAGGGCCGCCGUCUCAAAAAGAAACUGGACGCUCAGAAGAACCUGGCCUUCCAGCUGGAGGCUCUGGAAAAGGAAAACUCUCAGUUGGAACAGGAAAACCUGGAGCUCCGGCGCUCGGCCGAGAGCAUGCGGUCAGCGGGGGCCAAAGCUGCUCAGCUGGAAGCCGAGAACAGGGAGCUGGAAAGCGAGAAGAGCCAGCUGAAGCGCAGCUUGGAGCUGCUCAAAGCCUCUUCUAAGAAGACCGAGAGAUUAGAGGUGAGCUACCAGGGCCUAGAUACGGAGAACCAGCGCCUGCAGAAAGCUCUGGAGAACAGCAGCAAGAAGAUCCAGCAGCUGGAGGCCGAACUGCAAGACAUGGAAACGGAGAAUCAGACGCUGCAGCGGAACCUGGAGGAGCUGAAGAUCUCCAGCAAACGACUCGAGCAGCUCGAGCAAGAGAACAAGAAUCUGGAGCAGGAAAGCUCCCAGCUGGAGAAAGACAAAAAGCUCCUGGAGAAGGAGAACAAGCGGCUGAGGCAGCAGGCCGAGAUCCGUGACUCCAAGCUGGAAGACUGCAACCAGAGAAUCUCCUCUCUUGAGAAGGAGAAUCGCACCAUGGGCAAGGAGAUGAUUUUCUUCAAGGACUCCUGCACACGAGUCAAAGAGCUGGAGAAGGAGAACAAGGAGCUGGUCAAGCUGGGGAGCAUUGAUAAGAAGACACUGAUGACUCUCAGAGAAGAGCUUGUCAGUGAGAAGCUCCGCACUCAACAGAUUAAUAAUGAUCUGGAGAAGCUGACGCACGAGUUGGAGAAGAUUGGGCUGAACAAAGAUAGGCUCCUUCAUGACGAGAGCUCAGAUGACAGGUUUAAGUUGUUGGAGAGUAAACUGGAGUCGACCCUGAAAUCAUCUCUGGAGAUUAAAGAGGAGAAAAUCGCCUCUCUGGAGGCCAGACUGCAGGAGUCCUCCAACCUCAACCAGCAACUACGGCAGGAGCUGAAAACAGUAAAGAAAAACUACGAGGCGUUGCGUCAGAGGGAAGAGGAGGAGAGGAUGGUUCACAGCUCCCCCCCUAAAGGAGGCAAGGACCCACAAACUGACAGUAAAUGGGCGAAAGAGAGCCAUGAAGCCACCAGAGAGCUGCUGAAAGUGAAGGACCGACUCAUCGAGGUGGAGAGGAAUAAUGCCACUCUGCAGGCAGAGAAAGUGGCUUUGAGGAGCCAGCUCAAACAACUGGAAACUCAGAGCUCCAACCUGCAGGCUCAGAUCGUCGCCCUGCAGAGACAGACGGCCUCUUUACAGGAGAACAACACGACUCUGCAGACCCAGAAUGCAAAGCUGCAGGUGGAGAACUCCACGCUGAGCUCACAGGGUGCAGCUCUCAUGGCCCAGAAUGCCCAGCUGCAGAGCCAGCAGAGCGGCGUCGAGGGAGAGCGAGACGGAGCACUUAAAGACAAAGAAGAGCUGAGAGCCACUUAUGAGCUGCUGCUCCGAGAUCACGAGAAGUUGGCGGCGCUCCACGAGAGGCAGGCGGCUGAAUAUGAAGCUCUGAUCGGGAAGCACGGCGGCCUGAAGACCUCGCACAAGAGCCUGGAGCAACAACACAGAGACUUGGAAGACAAGUACAAACAGCUUUUGCAGAGAAAAGGAGAUCUGGAGGAGCUGGAGAAAAACCUGAGAGGACAACAGGAAAAGAUGGCUCUUGAUAAAGAGACUCACGAGGCCACAGCUGACCAGUGCAAAACGCUCAAAGAGGAGAAUGAAAGACUGAAUUCAAGCUAUCGUCAGCUGCUGAAGGACAACGAGAACCUUCAGCUGGAUCACAAGACCAUAAAAACCCAGCUGAACGGCGCCAAACUGGAGCAGACCAAGCUGGAAGCAGAGUUCUCUAAACUGAAGGAGCAGUACCAGCAGCUGGACAUCACCUCCACCAAGCUCACAAACCAGUGUGAAUUACUGAGUCAACUCAAAGGAAACUUGGAGGAAGAGAACCGCCAUCUGUUGGACCAAAUCCAGACCCUGAUGCUACAGAACCGCACACUUCUGGAGCAAACGAUGGAGAGCAAAGACCUGUUCCAUGUGGAGCAAAGACAAUACAUCGAUAAACUAAAUGAGCUGAGGAGGCAAAAGGAGAAGCUGGAGGAGAAGAUUAUGGACCAAUACAAGUUUUAUGACCCUUCACCACCACGCAGGCGUGGGAACUGGAUCACUCUGAAGAUGAAGAAACUAAUAAAGCCGAAGAGUCGGGAGAGGAUGCGUUCCCUCACGCUGACUCCGUCUCACUCGGAAUUCGGUGACGCUUUCCCGACGCUUCCCAUGGACAGCCAGGACAGCUCAUCUGUCGGCUCUGGCUCCAACUCGCUGGACGACACGCUGCAGCAGAAAAACAGCAUCAGGAGGCGAGGGCAGCAGUCCCAUGCCCAAGGGCAGGGGUCCUCCAAUGCUAUAAAAAGGUUGCCUUUCAUGAGGAACAGAUCCAAGGACAAAGACAAGCUGAAGGCCAGCUACCGGCGCUCCAUGUCCAUGAAUGACCUGCUGCAGACGAUGGCGGUGGCCAGCGCUCCGGGUUCACAGUGGCCCGGCAGCACCGACAAUCUGGACGACGGGCCUGCAGCCAGAGACGCUGGCGUGGUGAGCAGCAGCAGGAGAGGGGGGCAGCGCAUGAAGGAGCUCGCCUUUUCAACCAACGCCAUCGACUGCACCGCCCUGACCCUGCCCACCGCAGGACGCAGCAGAGCCAAGAACCGGCUGCAGGUCAAAGAUAAUAUCUCUUGCGAGGAUGUUGCCGCUUCUUCAGACGAUCCUAAGAGUCAAGGCCUGCAGGGGUACAGCAGCGCUCAUGCUCUGUGUCCUCCUCCUGCUGAGCCCAGCGCUUUGUGCAGAGUGCCCUGUGGCGUCUGUAGUACGGUGAACGGCAGCCUCAGCCGGCCACACAGUGAGAGCAGCGGCGAGUUCAGCCUGAGCCUGGACCAGGAGGUGUGGUCCAGCAGCGGCAGCAGCCCCGUCCAGCAGCCCGCCGCCUCCCGCUCCACCCACCAGAGCCCCCUGCUGGCGCGCCGCUCUCUGGAGCUCCCCGGCGCCGGAAACAAGAAAGGCGGCUCCCCCAGCGAGGUGCUGUCCCUGCAGCAGUUCCUGGACGAGGGCAUCGAUCCUGCAGAGUCCGGGAGUCAGGAGAACCUCACGGUGGAUUCUCCCCGCCUCUCCACCUCCUCUGAGCGCGCUCCUAAAGAGCGCCCCUCCACCAAAGGCCGGGGGAUAAUGCGCUCCUCCAGCGGGAGAGCGGCGCCGGCCAGCACCGACCGCCCACAGAAAUCCCUUGCACAGCCGGGCCGGCCCUCGCUGAGGAAGGCGGAGAGCACCCGCGUCAGAGGCUCCGCCCCCCUCCGCUCCAGCCUGUCCUCGCAAAGCAAAGCCACGUCGGUCUCCGAACGCCUAGACUCCGCCUCCUCCACGCUGCCCCGAGCCAGCAGCGUCAUCUCCACGGCCGAGGGCACCACCCGCCGCACCAGCAUCCACGACCUGCUGUCCAAGGACCACCGCCAGCCCGUGUCCGUGGACGCCUCCUCCUGCUCCGCCUCCCCCAAGACCGGGGUCAAGUCCCAGCCGACACCCAGUGAGUACCACCCCACCAGCACCCACCUCACGCCGCCGCUCACCACGCCGGCCCCCAUGCCAAAGUCAGUCAGCCUGCCGUGCCGCGGCCUGGAAGACUCCGACUUCUCCACUCUGGAGUCUUUCCUCGGCCCCUCCUUCACCGUGGAGUCCGUCUUCAUGGACUCCAUCUUUAGCGAGUCGGCGGGCGACCGCCUCCCCAUCCUGUCCCUGAACCCCUCGCUAGUCAGCAACAUCAGCGGGCCUCCCGUUACUAACCAGAACCAGGGGGGUCCCACCGCAGCCAGCAGUAAGGAUAAAGGUUCUGAUCCCAAUGUGAGCGAUCUGGACCAGAACCCAGAGGACAACCAGUCGCUGUGGUUCGAGUACGGCUGUGUGUGACGGAGCGGACGCUUCCUGUCCUGCAGAACGACUUCUGACGAGGGAAACCAUUCUGUGCAUGAGCUUCCCGCAUUCUUCCUCUGUGUUUGGGUCACUUCCUGUCUGUCUGACACGGUGCUGAAUUCUGACUCCUUUUUAUUUUAUUUUGUUUUUGAGAUGGAACUUUGUUCAAAUCUUUUGUCAUGAUUUUAUUUUGUUUAAAUCUGAUUGUUUUACUGCUAUUAUCUGCUGCACAGGCUUCAGAUCACAACGCCAUUUUCUCAUUUUUUUAAACCAUUUUUGUUUAAUGUAAAUUUAGAUUUAGGUGAAAGAAGCUUUUUCUGUGACGUCCCAAAGAACACAUUGAAGCCCUGCAGAGACUCGGAUAAUAGAUUCAUUUUUCUGUUCUGAUGUUCUGAUGUUUUUCACUGUGACUGACCUGCAUGACUUUGGUCAGUCCGACCUGAAACACUCAUUCAAUCCUCGCGAUCCGGAUGAGUUUGUCACGUUUUCGUGUGAUGUGUGCAGUGUGUUUUUGUUUUGUUUGACACAUUGAGAGAAUGGAUCUUAUCUGACCUCUGUGGCUGCUGGGAAAAUCACAAAUGUGUCUUUCUGUUGGGAAAAUCGUCAGUUAUAAACUCCAUUAGUAUUAGUUUUGGCAGCUUAAACAGGCGUAAAAAGUUUUUUUUUAAUAUUUAAGCUUAUUUAAUCCCUCUGAUGCAUCAAAAUGUCUUGAUGUUUUUUUUUAUAUAUAUCUUUAUUUAUUUUUCACUUUUUUUGCUCUUUUAUGUUUUUUUUUAUUGAUUCUUGACAUAAAUCUGACAUAAAUGCA
Messenger RNA from Oryzias melastigma (Indian medaka), 7378 nucleotides. It is a transcript of the gene ccdc88ab, whose product is annotated as coiled-coil domain containing 88Ab. NCBI's taxonomy places the organism in Eukaryota, Metazoa, Chordata, Actinopteri, Beloniformes, Adrianichthyidae. Bases 595 to 6567 code for a protein of 1990 amino acids. The transcript is spliced from 36 exons. The record is from RefSeq and is a predicted model, not a curated record. Gene Ontology annotation, molecular function: dynein light intermediate chain binding; microtubule binding. Gene Ontology annotation, cellular component: centrosome; cytoplasm. Gene Ontology annotation, biological process: cytoskeleton-dependent intracellular transport; cytoplasmic microtubule organization.